Messenger RNA from Cylicocyclus nassatus, 234 nucleotides. The record is from the annotation of a GenBank genome assembly. NCBI's taxonomy places the organism in Eukaryota, Metazoa, Nematoda, Chromadorea, Rhabditida, Strongylidae.
AUGUGUCCAGCGGCUAUAAUCCUCAUCACCGCUUUGAGCAAAUCUUUGCGAUUAUUUCACAGGAAUCUCAGACAGGUAGCGCAGUUCCACCUCAUCAUAUACGCUGUACAAAACAUGAUACGAGUCUAUAUGCUUCUUUACGAUACAGGCCUGUUAAAAACUACAGAUCACGUACCCCGUCACUAUAAAUUGAAUAUGUAUGAUUUCCUUGUCAUUACAUCGACGUCUACCUAA